Vicia faba (fava bean) is the source of this 387-nucleotide messenger RNA. Lineage: Eukaryota; Viridiplantae; Streptophyta; Magnoliopsida; Fabales; Fabaceae. The record is from the annotation of a GenBank genome assembly.
AUGCUGAAGUUCCUGUCAAGAGUGAAAAUCGAGUUCAACGCAUUGGAUCCACGAACCGCAUCAUGUAUGGAAUUUCUCGCUCAAUGCAACUCCCGAAAAGCCAAAGAAUCAAACCCCGCUUGCGAAGUUGAGGUCAAGCGUAAAAACGUCGAGCAUCCGCCGCAGAUCACGGUGACGUUCGUUAACGGCGUGGAGGAAGCUUUCGAUGCAACCUCGACGCCGGCGCACCAUAUUACGAAGAUGAUUCUGGAGAAAGGUCUGUUCCUUGAGACUGAACAGAUGUUCCGUGAAGCCGGUGAGCAAUGGCCGGUUAUCAUUCCCGAGGAAGAACUCUCUCAACACGCACCCGGCACAAAACCUAGGAAAGCCGAGGAGAAGAAGCAAUAG